Molecule: messenger RNA, 3991 nt
Organism: Scaptodrosophila lebanonensis
Lineage: Eukaryota; Metazoa; Arthropoda; Insecta; Diptera; Drosophilidae
Gene: mib1
Product: E3 ubiquitin-protein ligase mind-bomb
Exons: 4
Coding region: 273-3821 (1182 amino acids)
Biological process (GO): protein ubiquitination
Cellular component (GO): cytoplasm
Molecular function (GO): zinc ion binding; protein binding; ubiquitin-protein transferase activity
Source: RefSeq, a predicted model, not a curated record
AACUAAAUAUUUGCGUUAUUUUCUUUUGUAAAAUUGCUGUUUUCAUCGCAAAUUUAAUAUUGUUGUGUGACUUGUCGUUUGAGCAUCGGAAUGCACUCGCCUUUUUAGUUGAUUGGCAACUCUUCAAAAAAUGGGCUGUCUGUAAAAAUUGUUUAACUUGCUCUUGUAUUGAAUAAGAAUAAAAUCUGAUUAACAAUUAAAAAGUAAUACGGUCAGCUUAAAGCACCGUGUAUUGCAAAAGCAAAGGUUAUAGCCCCGAUUGGCAAACAAAAAUGUCUUGCGCCACUGCUCUGAGUACAGCCAAAGACACGACAAAUGCGGCUGCCAGCGUAGCUGGCUCCGUCAAUGGAGGAGGUGUGGGUGUGGUAGUUAGCGGCAGUGCUGGUGGUGCAUCUGGCGCUGCACCGCCAGGUGGCUCGGCAGCGGUGGCCAGACGCUUUUCUAUGGAAGGCGUUGGAGCACGCGUAAUACGAGGUCCGGACUGGAAGUGGAACAAACAGGAUGGCGGCGAGGGCCAUGUGGGUACCGUGCGGAAUUUUGAGUCUGCCGAAGAAGUGGUCGUUGUCUGGGACAAUGGCACUGCAGCUAAUUAUCGAUGUGCAGGCGCUUACGAUCUGCGUAUUUUGGACAGCGCACCCACAGGGGUCAAACAUGAGGGAACUAUGUGCGAUACCUGUCGCCAGCAGCCAAUUUUCGGCAUACGUUGGAAGUGCGCCGAAUGCAUUAACUAUGACCUGUGCAGCAUUUGUUAUCAUGGCGAUAAGCACCAUUUGCGCCAUCGCUUUUAUCGCAUAACCACGCCAGGUGGGGAUCGCACGAUGCUUGAGCCGCGUCGCAAAUCGAAGAAGGUACUGGCACGCGGAAUAUUUCCCGGAGCGCGAGUUGUUCGUGGCGUCGACUGGCAAUGGGAAGAUCAGGAUGGCGGCGUGGGGCGACGAGGUAAGGUAAAUGAGAUACAGGACUGGUCCUCGGCCUCGCCACGCUCCGCUGCAUAUGUCAUCUGGGAUAAUGGCUCAAAAAAUUUGUAUCGCGUUGGGUUCGAAGGCAUGGCCGAUCUAAAGGUGGUGAAUGAUGCCAAAGGUAGUAAUGUCUAUCGCGAUCAUUUGCCACUGCUGGGUGAGAAUGGACCUGGUAAGGGACCACAUGGCUUUCAAAUUGGCGACAAAGUAACUGUCGAUUUGGAUCUGGAAAUUGUGCAGUCUCUACAGCAUGGUCAUGGUGGCUGGACCGAUGGCAUGUUCGAGUGCCUGAGCAAUGCAGGUAUGGUGGUCGGCAUCGACGAGGAUCAUGACAUUGUGGUGGCCUACAAUUCGGGUAACCGCUGGACCUUCAAUCCCGCCGUGCUCACCAAAGUUUCAUCGCCGACCACAGCACCGCCAGAGUUCCAAGUGGGCGACAUUGUCAAGAUCUGCUCGGAUGUGGAGAGCAUCAAAAUGCUGCAGCGUGGCCAUGGCGAGUGGGCAGAUGCAAUGCAACUGACACUUGGAAAAAUUGGUCGCGUGCAGCAGGUUUACCAUGACAAUGACUUGAAAGUGGAAGUGGGCAACACAUCUUGGACGUACAACCCACUGGCCGUCUGCAAGGUAGCCUCAUCCACUGCUGACGGAGGCUGUGCGCCAGUUAUACCCAGCGGUGAACGUCUCUCGGCCAUACUAAAAAAGUUGUUCGAGCCGAAUGUGUCUGGCGAUGCCACCGAGGAGUUCGUAAAGGCAGCCGCAAAUGGUUUUGCGUCUCGUUGCGAGGAGUACUUAUCGGGCGCCUCGCAGCCCUCUACAUCUAGCGCGGCAGCGGCCGCAGCCUCGUCUAGCAGCCCCAACGCUUUGCCCGAUGUAAAUGGCGUCUUUGCCGGCCACACCGCACUGCAGGCCGCCAGCCAGAAUGGACACAUCGAGGUCAUUCAAGUUCUUCUCAGACACAACGUCGAUGUCGAAAUUGAGGAUAAAGAUGGUGAUCGUGCCGUACAUCAUGCCGCCUUUGGUGACGAAGCUGCUGUGAUUGAGAUAUUGUCCAAAGCCGGUGCCGAUCUGAAUGCAAGGAAUAAGCGCCGGCAGACUUCGCUACACAUUGCCGUCAAUAAAGGGCAUCUGAACGUGGUAAAGACCUUGCUCACGCUUGGCUGCCAUCCAAGCUUGCAGGACUCAGAGGGCGACACACCGCUUCAUGAUGCCAUAUCCAAGGAGCACGACGAAAUGUUGUCGAUGCUGCUGGACUUUGGAGCUGACAUUACACUGAACAACAACAAUGGAUUCAAUGCUUUGCAUCACGCCGCUCUAAAGGGCAAUCCAAGCGCCAUGAAAAUACUGCUGACCAAGACGAAUCGCCCGUGGAUCGUAGAGGAGAAAAAGGAUGAUGGUUAUACGGCUCUGCAUUUGGCAGCGCUCAACAAUCAUGUGGAGAUUGCCGAGCUGCUCGUUCACAUGGGCAAAGCGAAUAUGGAUAGACAGAAUGUUAAUCUGCAGACUGCUCUGCAUUUGGCCGUGGAACGCCAGCACGUGCAAAUUGUCAAGCUGCUGGUGCAGGAAGGUGCGGAUUUGAACAUACCGGACAAGGAUGGUGACACGCCUUUACACGAAGCGCUGCGUCAUCAUACAUUGUCGCAGCUAAAGCAGCUGCAAGAUGUCGAGGGGUUUGGUAAAUUGCUAAUGGGUCUGCGCAAUGCUAACAACAAGAAGGCUUCAGCAUCCAUUGCCUGUUUCCUGGCCGCCAACGGCGCUGACCUGACUUUAAAGAAUCGAAAGCUGCAAACGCCGCUAGAUUUGUGUCCCGAUCCGAAUCUCUGCAAGACCCUGGUGAAGUGUUACAAUGAGCGCAAGACCGACGACUCGGAGCUGCCAGGUAAUGUGGCGGGCACAAGCCUGAAUGCCCGUGCACGUGCGCAAAACGCCAACGUCGCUACAUGCGCUGGAGUUGGCGGCAUGCAUCAGUCGGCUACGGCCAACAUACCAUUGCAUUCGGUGACGAAUAUUACACCAUUUUUGUUCAAUGGACCCAACGACGAGAUGGCGCAGUCUCUGCAGGUGGAGAGCAAUAGCGGGGGCGUUGGGAAGGUAGCCAGCCUGGAGGAAUGCCUCGUCUGCUCGGAUGUUAAGCGGGACACUGUCUUCAAGCCCUGCGGCCAUGUGAGUUGCUGUGAGACGUGUGCUCCGCGAGUCAAGAAAUGCCUGAUUUGUCGCGAAACAGUCUCAUCGCGCGAGAAGAUAGACGAGUGCCUGGUCUGCUCGGAUCGACGAGCUGCAGUGUUCUUCCGCCCGUGCGGUCACAUGGUUGCCUGCGAGCAUUGCAGUGCGCUCAUGAAAAAGUGUGUGCUCUGCCGCACCCAAAUCGAGGAGAUGUUGCCUUUUACUUUGUGCUGUGGCGGCAUGGGCACAGCCGAAAAGGUCAGCGGCACCUGCACCACAACCAGCAACGCCACUAGUAUUGUUGAGGAGAAAUUCAUUGAGCCACCGUGUGUCAAUACGUCGGGUCAUAGCGUUGCCAUGAACAAUACGGUGGUGACGCCAGUUGCGGGUAGCAAUCAGCUGAAUAGUCAGAACAAUCUUCUCGCUGCGGCGGCAGCGAACUCCAAUGUGCCUGCAACCAAUCUGGCAGCCAGCGGCAUGGUCGCACCCUCUAACGUCAAUAAUUUCCAAAUGGACGAUGUGCAGAAGCUGAAGCAGCAGUUGCAGGAUAUUAAGGAGCAGACCAUGUGCCCCGUUUGCUUCGAUCGCAUCAAGAACAUGGUCUUCCUAUGUGGACACGGUACAUGCCAGAUGUGCGGCGAUCAAAUCGAAGGCUGUCCCAUCUGCCGCAAGACGGUGGAGAAGCGUAUUUUACUAUUUUAAUGCACUUUUAGCAAACAUUCCGCGCACAGACUCAAGAAUGGGGAAUCUCUUCCACAGCUCGAAAUUUAAUUAAGUAUUAAAUAGAUAUAUGUAUGUAUAUACAUAUGUAGCUAUAUGUAUGUGAAAGGAUAUACACCUAUAAAGGCGAAAUAUAUUUUUAACAAAACACA